GAAAAUAAAAGCAGAAUCUAUUGACGCCGACGCUCCCCUGUUAAUACGGCGUGUGAGUCGAAUGCAGAAAAAACCAACGCAAAAGGUUCAAGAGAUAUCCCACGCUGAAAGGCAGAGAGCUGAUCAAAUUUCACGACUCAUGGCAUCCAAAUACUUAGAAAGAAUGGCCCACGAUAAGUAUUUUCUUACGGCACUUUGCAAGGACGAAAGACUUUUGUCAGCGAACAAGCAAGGAUCUAUAAAAUUACAGGACUUGGCUAAACAAGCACUUGCCGACGUUGAAAAUAGACAGGCCGUUCUCCGUAAAAGACGCCCGUUAUACGCCGCUCGUUCAUCUGAGGUUGCAGCGCGCGCUCGGCUGUUCCGUGCCCGGAAAGAACAAUUGACGCGCGCUCAACGUCAACACACAAUCGACGCUCAAAGAUUGAUUCAUGCGGCCCAAUCAGCUUACGAGGAAAGGGACGCUGCGAAAUGCUUGGAAAGCGCCGAAUUCGCAAUGGAGCAGAUCUCGCGGAAAUCAGCCCGCCUAUUGCCGGCAAAGGAGAAAUAUUUGCAACAGCUGUAUGAUAUCGUGGCAAAAGCGUUUUUGGAACAGAAAUGCGUCAAGGAAUCCAUGAGCGAGUCUGACCGUGAAAAGAGGGCGUUCAUACUUCUUGGAAUGUACGUGUCCCGGGAGCCGAGCAGGGACUCUGUGCUGAAAGCCAGACCACCAGCGCCCCCAAGAGAUGUCAAGCAACGUCUGCGUACUAUGGAGCGAGCUUUGUCCAUGAGCACGAGGCCUUCAGAAAGAUGCUAUCUCCUCCACGAACUCGCCAGACUUCAUGCGGAUACCAAGCAAGCGCAAAGAGCUCGAUUCUUUGCUUUGAAAUGCCAAACAGUGGCAAGGUCUUCAGACCAGCGUAUCUGGUUAUUGAACGCGUCCUUCUUGCUGGCGCGUUGUCACUUGCAGCAAAACAACAGGCCCGAAGCGCGGGCGGCACUCAUUGAAAGUGCAGCACUCGCAAAAUCAUAUGAUUACGAAGAAGUGGCACAAUUCCUAGACACGGUAUGAAACAAGAUUGU
Molecule: messenger RNA, 1062 nt
Organism: Chilo suppressalis (striped riceborer)
Lineage: Eukaryota; Metazoa; Arthropoda; Insecta; Lepidoptera; Crambidae
Source: the annotation of a GenBank genome assembly